Fulvia fulva is the source of this 1344-nucleotide messenger RNA. RefSeq names its product Transcription initiation factor IIE subunit alpha. NCBI's taxonomy places the organism in Eukaryota, Fungi, Ascomycota, Dothideomycetes, Mycosphaerellales, Mycosphaerellaceae. Gene Ontology annotation, cellular component: transcription factor TFIIE complex. Gene Ontology annotation, biological process: transcription initiation at RNA polymerase II promoter; transcription open complex formation at RNA polymerase II promoter. The record is from RefSeq and is a predicted model, not a curated record. Bases 1 to 1344 code for a protein of 447 amino acids. The transcript has a single exon.
AUGGCAGAACUCGCGCUUGAGCUGAUCCGCACCACCGUGCGCGCCUUCUACCCGACAGAGCACGUCCUCGUCAUCGAUGCGCUCGCCGUUCUCUCCACCGCCUCCGACCAAGAUCUUGCUUCCAUCCUUGGGGUACAGCCCAAGCAGCUGCGACGGUCAUGUGGUCGCCUGAAGGAAGAUGGCCUGCUCAGCGUUCAGACACGGCAGGAGAAGCGGACCGACGGUACAAGCGGAUACAUGAUGCAGCCGGGCAAGGAGCGUAUGACGAAUAGGGACUGGUACUACCUCAACUACCACCGCGCUAUAGACAGCAUCAAGUAUCGCAUGUACAGGCUCGACAAGCACAUCGAGAGCAUGGGCGCGCCGACAACCGAGAAGAAAGAUCUUACCUGCUUGAGGUGCAAGUCGGCGUAUACAUAUCUAGAGGCCUCCGACUCCCUGGAUGCAGAGACCGGCGCAUUUAUAUGCAAGCGCUGCAAUGCCACGCUGGAGGAUAUCGACCAGGAGGAGCGCGCCAACGAGAACGAGAGCAUGAAACGGCUUAAUUUGCAGAUGCAGAAACUCACCAGCCUCAUGCAGCAGAUCGAUGCUGCAGUUGUGCCUGAGAACGACUUUCAAACAGCACUCAGCAAGCAGAUCAAGAUCGCGCGGACAGACGCCAACCCUGGUGCCAGGACCGAGACUGUCGAUGUACCCAAGGGCGGCAGCCUACAAAGCGCGAAGGGUAUCGAGAUUCAGCCAGAGAAGAUUGCAGUGCAGGUGCAAGACGAUGAGGACGUUAAGAGAGAGGCUGCCGCCAAGGACGAAGCUGCGAAGAAGGAGCGGGAGGCCAGACAGAACGCGCUACCCGAGUGGAUCUCUAAGAGUACCAUUACCGACAACAUGACAGUCGUAGGCGCGAAAGAAGCUGCAGAACGGAGGGCGCGUGAGGUGCACGCAGGCGGAGCGAUCAAGGAAGAAGGCGGCGAGAAGAAGCCCGACGCUGGCAAGCAAGACGACGUCAUGGCGGACUACUGGGCUCAAUUGGCAGCGGAGAAGGAGAAGGAGGCUCAGCAGACUCGUGAAGAGGAAGAGGAAGACGACGAUGAUGAGGACGAGUUUGAGUUUGAAGAUACGCUGGCAACUGGCAAUGCUACGCCUGCGAAUGGUGCAGCUGCGACUUCGACGGGCAUGAAUACGCCUCUCAAUGCUGAGAGUAGUAAUGCUACUGACGACGAGCGAGAUGCGAAGAGGCCGCGGGUCGACCAGGUGUCGAAUGGUGCGAAUGGAGCGGCUAAGCCUGCUGCUGAUACGCCUGCUGCAAGCGAUGAGGACGAAGACGAGAUGGACUUUGAGGAUGUCUGA